This is a messenger RNA of Symbiodinium necroappetens, 11906 nucleotides long. The record is from the annotation of a GenBank genome assembly. Lineage: Eukaryota; Dinophyceae; Suessiales; Symbiodiniaceae.
GUGAUCUUGCACCGCCAGAAGUUGACCUGACGACAUGGGCUUUUGGACAGGUACAAAAGUCCAGCUGCUUGGGACAAAGCUUCCAUGCGGUCAUACUUUUCGAUCUGGAGGAGAUUAUGCCAGAAACGCUGUGGGCAGCCAUCGAAGCUGUGUGUGGAGGGGGCAUUGUUUGCUUUGUCAUGCCAGAAGCAAGUUCUGUUUCCAGGCAUGGCUUUUGUCCUCGGUUGAUGGCAGCCUUACAUGGGGAGGCAGGCUGUUGGCAUGGCGACGCGCACCUGAAUGUUCUGCGGCCCGGAUCCCUGAAAAGCAACCCCAGCAGCAUCGCCGUGGCAGAGGAUCUGGAGCGCUCGGACCUGGUCCCAGGAGCGGAUGACAUGCUGGAGCUUGGGGCUUUACAGGCUUUGGCUUGCACGGCAGACCAGCGCUAUGCCUUGAGAACUGCCCUCAAGGCAUUGAUUGAUGGGAAGGAACAUCCGCAAGUGGUUGUAUCUGGUAGGCGUGGCCGUGGAAAGUCAACCAUCGUGGGUUUGAUCAUUGCGGGGGUGAUUGCCAGGAGCAGUUUCACUUCUGUCAUCGUUGCGGCCCCAUGUCCCGACAAUGUGUCAGAACUGCUGCUGUCAUGCCGCCGUGGGCUGGAAGCGCUGGGCAUAGGCUGCAUCGCAUUGGGCGCUCAUGGUUUCUGUGCGCACGGCCGCGUAGAUUCCGGUUGUGAAGCCGUUCAAGUGGUGGUGGUCAGGGCUGAGAACGCUCACCCACUGCUUUCUGCCUUUUCUGCUAUGGGCCAUCGUGUGCUGCUCGUAAUGGACGAGGUGGCAAGUGUGCCAAUUACAAUGUGGAAAUCUCUCGCGUCUGCAUCAGUAGAGGCCAUGAUCCUGGCCGGCACAACAUCGAGCUGUGAGGGUACCGGUUGUGCUAUCGAGUGGAAAGUCUUGCUGGAUGGCAGCACUUCCAAAGGGCUGAAGCAGGUACGGCUGGUAUUGGAGGAGCCUGUGCGCUACGGACGUGGAUGCCCGGUCGAAGCUCUCCUGGAUUCUCUGCUCUUCUUGGGUGCCGGUGCUGACAUCCCGCUGCAUGACAUCGAGACAUGCUGUGAUCCACGUGACGCGCGGCUCUGGGCGCUGGACUGUCCUGCCAUGGUUGCGGGCCAUGGUGAGUUCGCCACAGCCGUAUCAGCACUUCUACAGACGCACUACCGCACAUCUGCGAGCGAUGUCACGAACAUGCUGGUGCAAGAGUACAUGCGGGCCAUGGUUCUGGUUCCGAGUGAGGCACCAGGACCAGGACAGCAACGAAGGCCGUUAGUUGUCUUGGUUUGCAUUCUCGAAGCUCCAGAGCUGCUGCCAGAUGACCGUGGGUCUAGCCGCGUGUCACGCUCGCACCUGACAACCUUCGCUUUGGAGCAGGACUUCCCAGAGUUUAGCCUCGGAAGGGUGCGAGGCUUGCGUGUCGCACGCAUUGUGUGCGAUCCACGUCUACGUGGCCGGGGCUUCGGAAGUGAGGCUUUGCAGCAGCUUCUCAUCCAUCUCAAUAGUCCGAGUGUUCCCGAGGCAUCCUGUGUAGAGGACGAAGCCAGCUCAUUCUUGAGACCUCUAAACUUGCCUUGCUGUGCCUGGCUGGGUGCAUCUUUUGGUCUAACGGCGCCUCUCCUUCGGUUUUGGUCUCGCUUGGGCUUUCAACCAAUUGCACUGUCGCCAGCUUUGAAUCCACAGACAGGCGAAGUUUCGGUCGUGAUGUUGCGGCCGCUUCAUGGAGCCGGUGCUUCCCUGGAGGCAAGGCUGGCGUCGAUCCCGCUGGAGUUCAAGAGGCGCCUCGUCCAACGGUUGCCCGCCGUAGACCGUUCAGUUCCGGUCUCCCUUCUGGCCGCUGUGCUGUCGCUAAACAAGCCGAACACAGCACAGACCCUGAGGUUGGCUGCGUGCGACCUGUCUCAGCUACAGCGUCUCUUGCAGUCCCGUGAUCCGCUUCCAGGCUUGGCCCAUUCUGGUGAGCUACUUCGACAUCUCUGCGAGGCAUACUUCCUGGGUUAUCUGACGCCUCUGCAGCUUCAGAGGGAGGACGAGGGGUUACUGGUGGCCUUUGGUCGCCUUUCCCGUGAUCCUGCUUCCGAAGUUGAUCUCACGGCCAACCUGGCGGCACUUGCAGCCAAGCGAAUUGCCGGUGAGGUGGCCAAGACACUGGGAGAAGGUCUCGGCAAGGAGGUCAAGGUUUGUCUCCGCAAGACCGAUCAUGAUGGGCAGGAAUGGUGUGCCUGGCUGCCUGCAAUUCAACACACGCGCAGCGGUCCCACGGUCUUCAAGUCUGCCGGCUCCGAUGUGGAUAUGCUUCUCCAGCUGAGCACCAGCUGGAGAUAUCCAGUUGAGGCAGAAUGUGGGGAGCUGGUCGUUCGGGGAGGCCUCUGCAAGACAUGGACCGGAGAAGUUGCGACGGGCCUUUGGCAGUUGGAGGCACAGAUCUUCCACAGAUGGCAAGUACAGGAGUUUCAUUGCGAACUGCUUGGGGUCGGAGCGGCCGAGAGAGCUUUCCAGCUAGAGAAGCCAAUCGAGCUGCCUGUGCAGCUCGCUGGCCCUGUGCCCAAUCCUGCAGAUGUUUACUUGCACAUCUGCUUCUUCGAGACCUUCAUGUCCUCUUAUUCUGCAUGGGGACCUUGGAGCAGCACUUGGCUGCCUCUGUCAGCUAUGGCCCAGCCCGAAGCUCAUCUCCAGACGUGGUUGAUGGAAGAAGCAUUGCAGAAGUGGAGCCAAGGCUCCAUGUUUGCUCCACCUGGCAAUACCCCUUGCUGCACAACGGGUCCAAGCCGGAUCGGGACACUUGCCGCUGCUCUUGACCUGUCGCCAGCCGCAGCGUGGACGUGGCCUCUUGAAAUUGGCCAGCUUGACGAUGCCCGAAGGGCGUCGAGGCUCCUCGCCAAGUACGUGUGGACGGCUCGGAUUGUAGGCUCUGGCUCAGAGCAGCUCAGUGGAAGCAACCAUGGCGACUCCAUGCAGGAGUCGGGAUUGUCAGGAAUCACAGACAGGUACGGCUCCAACAUAAUGGAUGAGCCGGACGAUCCAGAUGAAGUGGGGGGCACAGCUUCAAAGGAGGCAUCCUUCGAAGAGAAGGAAGCAGCGGGCACGUCUGAACUGAACAAGUACCUUUCCGUGUAUGAUCAGACCUUUGACAAAAUCCAAAUUCCUCCAGAUGUGGUGGAAGAGACGCAAGCGUGUCUGCGCCUCGCUGGCAGUGAGCUCACGAGUUUCUGUUGUGCUGCCUGGGCAGCCUUCAUCGCCGUGAUGGGCAGCAAAGAAGCAGCGGGCGAGGCCAUUUACUCGACAGUUUUCGAAGCCGCACCCAGCCUUCAGGUGCUGUUCAAGACUCCGAGAUCUGUGAUUGCGCUUCGUUUUGCGAACGCCUUGGCUGCGCUGGUAAAUGCCGCCGGCAAGCCUGGGCAGCUCAAGACGCAAGUGGAGACCAUAGGCUUCCAGCACCUGGACAUUGAAGUCAGCAGUCCACGUGUGGACAUUUUCCGUGAAGCUAUUCUGGAACUUUUCGACCAGGAGCUCGGCCCACGACUUACCGAUCAAGCCAGAUUCGGCUUCCAGCUGUUGCUAAACUAUACAGGAGGAGCCCUCAUUUACAUCAGACGAGAGUAUGCCAGCAGAAUUCGAAUCAUCCAGACCAGCUGGAAGUCUGCCAACAAAAAGGCGGCAGGAAUUUCAGACGUGGCAGAACCUGCAGAGAUGAAGACCCCUUCGGGGAGGUUGAAAGGCAAGUCAGGCGAAAUGGGAGAUGACAACGACUCACUUAUUGGAGAUGCUGAUGGAGAGGGCGUGGCCAUCACAAAACAGACCGAUGGCAUGAUGGUUCCCAGCUCGUUCAACGACAUGUUUUUGUUCAAUGCAGCUGUCAUGGGCUUAACGAACCAUGACUGGAUGACAUUGAUCCUGGACCAGCUUGAUGCCAUCGCGAACAAUGUGGCCAACCCCUACCGUCUGCAGGAGGAAUGCGACGUCCUUGCAUUGGUGCUUUCGAAAUACCAGGGCACUUUCGUGCUGUCGGAGUUCAAAGCCGUUGUCCUGGCAUCUUUGCGGUCCUUAGUCUCUACUGAAUGGGAUUCCGAUCACGAAGUGGCCUGGAAUUGGCUUUGGCAGAACGUGGAGCGAUUGCUGAAACAAGUUCUUGGCAAGCCUCCGGUUCAUGAAAAGGCACUUUCGGAUUUGUUUAUGAGCCUUCCCGAAGCCUCGAUGGCAGCCAUUCGGCAAGAAUUUUUCUUGCACUUCUUCAAAGUGGCACCGGCUGGCUCUGACUUCUUUAAGCAAUCAUCGACGAGACUGUACUUCAUCGCAGACAAGAUUAUCGAACUCACCUUGGAGAUGUAUCGGCAGCCGCGUGCGAUGGUUGAGGAUAUCUCAGGGCUUGGCCUCCGCCACGUUGGAUAUUCGAUUCCGUCCGAACUGUUCUCUCCCUUCGUGACAUCUGCUGUGGAUGUGUUUCGGGAAAUCACCGCAAGCGAGACGGCCAUAGCGGGGUUUCAGUGGUCCCUCACUCUGGUCUCCAAGAUCCUGGUAAGGGCAAUUUCAGAAGGAUCCACAGUUGUGAUGAAGGCAAUUAGCACGAAUGACGAGAUCAGCCUGAAGAAGGGCAUGGCCUUGUCGCCUCGGGGCAAGAGGGCCCAGGAUCUCCUCAACAUUUCGGUGGGUGCCCAAUCAAUCUCGCCCUUCUAUUGGUCCAUAAAGAGUGGAAACUUCAAUAGCGCAAAAGCCAUACUGGACGACUUGCUGACAAUUCGAGCCGAUCGCGAUGUCUACUAUUUCGCAUGUGACGACCUGUUUACUCGGCAUCCUGAUGUCGUGCAGUUCUUGAUCACUGAUGUGCCGGUGCUGCUUCGUCCACUUUUCAGCGGCCUUGUCUGGAGAUCUCGGUGGAUCAACAGAGGCACCAGGCGAGUCAAUUACUACGUCAAGCACCUGGUUCAGGACUUGGAAGGGAACCCGAAUGAGACACUCAGUUGGCUGGAAGAGCACGGCGAUCCCGACAUCAUCAGCCAUCCUGCAGUAGUUUUCUUUUCAGAUAUUCUCUGGGACGGCAUCAGCAAGUUCCAUUUUCUGCGGGGUAGAAUCCACUUCCUUGUCUCCUUCAUCGUGUUCUUAGUCAGCCAGUCUGUUCUGUCAGCCGUGGAUGAUGCAGAUCGAUCUGAAGCCCUGCGAAUAGCACUUUUCUCCUGCCGCAUGUUUAUCUAUGUUUUCUGCAUGAUGAAGAUGGUCCUCGAUCAGAUCCGAAUGUUCUGCGCAGACUGCAGAGGAGGCUAUGUGGAGCGGUAUUGUCGGAUACCAAUCCCGCAUUACUUGCAGGAAUGGCAGGGCUUGGGGGGCUUGAUCCUUCUUUGGCUCCUGGUCAUUAUGGCAACGCAAGAGCCGAUGUUCUGGUGCCUGGGUGGGAGCGAGACCCUCUUCACGACAGCUUGUGCUGAAGGCUUGGCCCGCAGGCGGAUGUAUUCUGUGUUCUCCAGUUUGGCAAUGAUUCUGUUCUGGGGCCUGCUUGUGAACCUCUCCGUCUUCUCAAUGCGCAUUUCUGCAUUCAUCCUGGUAUGUGGCCGUGUCCUCUCUGAGGUUGGCCUUUUCUUGUUGGCUUUCGUCUUCAUCAUCUUGGCCUCAGCCUCAUCCAUCAGCGCGCUGGAGCAAGGCGGCCAGAGUGAUGAGGACUUCUCAGGAAUUCCAUCGGGCUCGUUAACAUUGGCUGAGAUUGCCCUCAACAUCUACUCCGGGGCGGCCCUGAAUUCUCUCCGAAGUGAUAUGGUCUUGCUUUUUCUGGUCUAUGCGUUCUGCAUCCUCGUCACCAUCUUCCUCGUGAGCUUGCUGGUGGCACAACUGAACCAAGCCUACCAGCACGGCUUCAAAGACAUGCAAGGCUUCGCACGCUUAAACCGGGUUCAUAUUAUUGUGUACACCUUGGAGAACAUGUCGAGCAAGAGCUGGACCCGUUUUCUGGAGUCGUUGCACUUCGACGAACGGCUUGAGUUCAACGAGGGCGAUGUCGGGGUGGCGGGAGGCAUUCAGGUACUCGAGCCGGCCAGUCAGCACCCGACCAGUGUUGAGUCCAUCCGCCGCUACGGGGGCUCGACUGCACCGACCAUGCCAUGGCCCGAAGAGCCAGGCGAUUACGGACAGGAGGAUAAGUUCGAGAAGCUAGAGAAGCUGAUCAUCCGAACAACGAAGAACCUGAACAAGGGACGCGACAAGCAGAGACGGGGUGGUGGCGGCCAGAGUGGCGCAUCGUCUAUGGCCAUGUCAGAAGAGGCGACAGAGGACGCGGCCGAGGCCGAGGGAGAUGAGCUUGGAGAUGCUGAGGAGGACACGGACAAGAACAUCCAGAAACAUUUGGAAGUGCAUGAUGCGACCUUCGAGGCGUAUUUUCCGCUCGAUGUCAUGCAGGAAGUUCUUCCCUUACUCGAGGUCCAAGACGCAUGGCACAUUUUCAUUACCCAACUGAACGGUCGCGACGCAGCAGGAGAGGCAAUCUACGCGGCAGUCUUCGAUGCGGCCCCAAGCCUGCAGAGCCUCUUCAAAACAGCCAGGUCAGUCAUGGCGAUGCGCUUCAUGAACGGCCUUACCUCGAUCGUCUCAGCUGCGAACAAUCCGCAGCUGCUCAAGACACAAGUGGAGAGCCUUGGCUUCCAACAUUUGGACCUGGAGGUGACCGUUCCGAGAGUGGGCAUCUUCCGUGAGGCUAUCGUGGAGCUCUUCGAAAUGGAAUUGGGUGUCCGCUUCUCAACGAAGGCGAAACUUGGGCUCCAGGCCGUACUGAAUUAUGCUGGUGGCGCCUACAUUUAUAUUCGUCGCGAGUAUGCCUCCCGAAUUCGGAUAAUACAGCGGAGUUGGAAGACUGCGAAUAAGUCUUCUCCUGGCGAGGAGGACGGAGAGGAAGCUCCACAGAAGUCGGGAGACCAGACAGAGGAGGCCAAGCAAGAAGAGGAGACACAACCACAGCAGCCGGAGACUACAGCCACACAAGAAGCUCACUCUAAAGAAGUCCAGGGUCAGCCGUCUAGCAAGACCAUGGCAUCCGGAAAAGACGGAAAGGCUCCGGUGAAGGUUCCAACUACCUUCAGCGAAAUGUUCUUGUUCAAUGCGGCCGUGAUGGGCUUUGCUGAAAGCUCCUGGAUGACAUUGAUUCUCGACCAGUUCCACAACAUCGUGACCAAUGUCGCCAACUCCUACCGUUUGCAAGAGGAGUGCGAUGUGCUGACACUUGUGCUUGACAAGCACGAGGGGCAAGUUCACCUGUCGGAGUUCAAGGCGGUGAUGCUGUCAUCUUUGCGCUCCCUGGUCCCGAAAGAAUGGGAUUCCGAACAUGAGGUAGCAUGGAAUUGGUUGUGGGAGAACGUCGAGCGCAUGCUCAAGUCCCACAUGGGCAAGCCUCACAGCCAAGAGAAGGCCUUAGAGCGAUUUAUUUCUGGUCUUUCACCUGACGAUGUUACACAGCUUCGGCGCCACAUCUACCAGAAGUUCUUCCAGGUCGCCCCGGCAGGGCAAGACCAUUUUAAACAGUCUACCACCAGACUGUACUUCAUCGCAGACAAAAUCUUCGAAAUGACGAUGGAAAUGUUUCACAGCCCUCGUAUGAUGGUGGAGGACAUCUCAGCUCUGGGUCUACGACACGUAGGCUAUGCCAUCCCGACGGAGCUCUUCGCUCCUUUUGUGAGCUGCGCUGUGGAAGCCGUGCGUAUGAUGACCACGGACGAGGUUGCAGAGGCUGCCUUUCGUUGGUCCUUGACGCUGAUUUCCAAGAUCUUGGUGCGCACCAUCCUUGAGGGAAGCACCAUCGUGAUGAAAGCCAUCAACACGAACCAAGCGAAAGCUCUCAAGAAGGCAGUGGCUAUUGCUCCACGAAGCAAGCGCGCAAUGGAGCUGUUGAACAUUACGGUGGGUACCCAAUCCAUCUCUCCUUUCUAUUGGGCCAUCGAAAGUGGUAGUUUGGAGUGUGCCAGAGCCAUGAUCCAGGAUUUGCUCACGAUCCGUGCCGACAGAGACAGCUACUACUACGGUGUUGAUCAUUUAUUCACAAGACACCCCGAAGUUGUUCAACGCCUCUGUGCCAUCGCUCCGCAGCUCCUUUGGCCUCUUCUGGACGGGCUAGUCUGGCGGUCUCGGCAGGCCCUGGGUGGAAGACGCCGCGUGAACUACUAUGUGAAGAAUUUGGUGCAGGAUCUUAACAGCAACUUCAACAUGGCUCUGGAGUGGCUUGUGGAACGACAUGACCCCAAGAUCAUUUGCCAUCCAUGCGUUGUCAUCUUCGCGGACCUUUUGUGGACUCGGCUGGCGCAGUACAAUUUUCUUUUGAGCCGAUGCUACUUCCUGUUCUCGCUAUGUGUUUUCAUCGCAGGCCAAGCAAUCCUUGGAAAAACCGAUGCGACUUUCGAAGAGCGUGUUGCGACGUUUUGCUGUCGAAUCUUCAUCUAUCUUGGCAGCAUGUGCCGCAUUCUCUACAGUCAGAUUCGACUCUUCUACGAAGACAUCAAGGCUGGCGCUUUUGAGCGCAUAUACAGGAUCCCGAUUCCAAUGUAUUUGCUCAAUCCGCAAGACUUUGGCAACCUCAUCCUGCUGAUCAUCCUCAUGCUCAUGUGCGCACAGGAGCCAAUAUUUCAUUGCUUGUCGCACACAGAAGAAUUUGGCCUCUUCUCCGUCAAGUGUGCAGACCGGGGGCACAAGGACAUCUACGCAGUAUUUUCCGGUGUGGCAAUGCUCCUGUACUGGCUCCUCCUCAUCAACUUCAGCAUCUUCUCCAUGCAGAUCUCGGCAUUCGUUCUGGUGUGUGGCCGAGUGCUGACAGAGGUUUUCCUUUUCUUGCUGGCUGCCGUCUUCUUGCUUAUCUCCUUCGCAACGGCUAUUGCGGCAAUGAACCACAGCUUGAAGGAUUUCAGUCGUAUCGACAAAGGAAUGGAGUCGCUGCUCGAAAUGACACUCAGCAUGUAUCCGAAUGAGGCCCUCAAAGAGGUUCUGACACAGUCCGUGUGGGUGGAGAUUUGUAUCGUGCUGUUCACGAUCCUGAUGUCGAUCGUGUUUCUCAACCUGUUGGUGGCGCAGUUGAACCAGGCGUACAGCUUGGUUCAUGAAGAUAUGCAAGGAUAUGCACGCUUGACCCGCGGAAGCAUCAUCGUCGCCACAGUUGAAUCAAUAUCGCGCAAACGUUGGAACGGCUUUUUGCAGAGCCUCGGCUUCGAUCAGCGCUUGGAGUUCAACGAGGGCGAUAUCGGCCUGGCAGGCGGCAUCCAGGUCUUCGAGCCGGCAAACGCCAACCCGACAACGGUGGAGACCGUGAGGCGCUUUGGUGGAUCCACGGCACCAGGCGUUCCCUGGCCAGAGGAUCCUUUGGAUGUGGGAGAAGAGGAUCGCUUGGAGAAACUCGAGAAGAUCGUGGUGAAAGCCAUGAAAACGAUCACGGACAAGAAGGGCGGCUCCAUGGGCACCGGAUUUUCGGGAGUGUCGGGUUUCCCGUCGUCAACAUCUGGAAGUGGACUCAGCUCUGGAGCUGGAUCCUCUGAUGGAGCUGGAAGAAGCGGGAUGAGCGUGGAAUUGCAGAAGCCAGCGAACGAUAGUCCAUUCCCCAUGAUGAGGGAACUGCAGAAUUCUGCCAUGGCGCAGCUUGUUCUUCUUGAUGUAGCCUCCACACCAAGCCAGGUGCAGAAGGCAGUGCAUGCAUCUUUGAUAGCCUGGCGCGAGCCGCGCUUGGCGACUAAAGCUUUGAGCCAGCUCAAGAAGCAGAAGAAAGGAGCCAUUGCAGCGCAGGUUCUUGGUGCCAUGCGCCAUCUCACCUGUGAGACUUCAUCUUUCCACUUCAACACGGUGAUAAGUGCCUGUGCUGAGAGCGGUCUCUGGCAGCUGGCACUACAUGUUCUGAGCAGCAUGCGCAAGUUGACCGCAGAGCAGAACAUCAUUAGCUUCAGUAGCUGCAUUGCAGCUUGCGACAGCUGCAGCCAAUGGCAGUGCGCUUUGCAUUUGCUUGGGCUUUCAUCAUCCACACGACUUCAGCACUCCAUCAUAACUUACAACAGUCUUGUCAAUGCAUGUGCGGCAGCUUCAAAGUGGCAACUGGCUUUGCACCUCUUUUGGCUGUCGUUGGAGUUGUCGUUGCUUCCAACUGUGGUAAGCUAUGGCGCUGCAAUCAACGCAUGUGAGAAAGCUGGGGAGUGGAAACGCGCCUUCUCAUUGCUGCACACUGCCCAAACAUCUGGAAUUAGCCCGAACACAAUCAUGUACGAUGCUUGCAUCAGCACCUAUGGCAAGGGUGGCCAGUGGCAGAUGGCCUGCCUUCAUUUGAGCCGCAUGGCUAUGGCACAGGUGAAGCGGAUAGACAUCAGUUUCAAUUCUGCCAUAAGUGCCUGCGAGAAGAAUAGCUACUGGAAGGCGGCGCUGGGAGUGCUUGGUGGGAUGUCCGCAGAAGAUGUGGCGAAAGACUUCAUCAGCUUUGACUCUAGCAUCAGUGCUUGUGAGAAGUCAGGCCGGUGGAAUGAAUCAGUGGAUUUGCUUGGCUCGAUGCGCUGCCAAACGGUCGAAUGCAUAGCCCCUUUGCCACACCCUUCGCUGUGUUUCUUCUUCAAUCAACGUUCUGCCUGCCUUGUUCAGAACGUGUUGCACGUGCUUCGCAGAAGCAUCGCCAUAGCAACGAAGGUGAUCUCCUACAACUCCCUCAUCAGUUCUUGUGAGAAGGGUGGGCAAUGGGAUCUGGCGCUUAGUGUACUUCGAAACUUGCGCUCCAAAUAUCUCGAUGCCACUGCCAUCAGCUUCAAUUCGUGCAUCAGCGCAUGCGAAGCUUGUGGAUGCUGGACGUUCGCCUUGCGUCUCCUUGACGACAUUUCUGAAGCAAGUUUGGUGCCCACCGGGGUCAGCUAUGGUGCAGCGAUUGGGGCCUGUGAGAAAGGGGAACAGUGGAAUUGGGCUUUGCGAUUUCUCACAGAUUGGCUCAAGAGCAGGCCUGAUGCCAACGAGGUUGUCCGAUUGAUUUUGACCCGUGCCUUCCAGCAGCGAUUCCUUCGAGGUGUGGAAGGAGUGCACAAGAGUGCACUUGGCACGACUCCAGAUGAGAAGACCAGCAUUUGUCUUUGCUCCGACAUGGCACCUGUCAAGACGUCGGCGGUCCAAUCGCUGCAGCUGAACAGCCGAGAGUGGCCAAUGUUGACCUCGGAGCCCGAGUGGGAGAUGGUAAGCAGCUCUGCCAAAGAGAUGGCAUUCGACGAGUUCCCUGUAGAUGAGACAGAGGCUCCAUCCUGGGCAGCUCGUCUAUGCACCCAGAAGGACAAAAUCACCAAGACCGACAAAAAGACGGCCACGAAUCAGUCUCUCAGAGACGAUAAAGAGGUCAGCUCGGAAUCCUGCCGGCAGGUGACUGAGGAAUGCUUCGAGGACGAUGAUGAUUGUUGCUAUCCGGAUGCGAAACAGCUUGCCCGUGAAAGUCAUUGCCGCCAAACCGGCAAGGGAGGACGCCAUACCAUGCGUGCUAAAGGCCACUGUCCCGUUCGAAAGAACUCGGAAGUGUCAGUCGUCGCAGCUUGCGGUGCUCAUCCACAGGAUGUUUCCCAACUGGCCAAUAUUUUGCGGCAAGUUCCUGUGCGUGAGGUGGUCAAGCAAGUCGGGGGAGCUUGCCGGGAAGUGAAAACUAGCGAGGCUAGGAAUGCCCUCCUUGGUAGUGCCAAGGUGUACGAUGUCACUGUACCUGUGACGGGCCCUACAGAUGACAUUGAUGUCACCUAUCGUGUCAUUGAAGAGGUUCGUGGUGGGGCAAAUCGAUCAACCCGCAAUCCCAAGUGCAGCGCCAGCCACACCACGGAAUCGUUUCAGUCGAGGAGCAAAGUACCAGAGUGCGCGCAGACCAGGAAGCAGCAGACGUGCAAGAAAGACAUCCAGGAGGGCAUGAACAUCAUGGGCUUCGCUUGA